UCCCGCCAGCGAAGAGACAACAAAAGCGACGAGCGCUCGGCCAGCUAAUUUCCAAACUCAAUUUUUCUCAAUUCAUAUAUUUUCGAAACAUUUUCCAACUGCAGUCGCGCGUGCAACGUGAAGAAGAUACAUUUCGAACAAUCUGUUAACAAUUCUUUGACAAAAUGCGACGCUAACAAAUAAAAGAAAAAGUAAUAAUAAUAAUAAGAGGAAAAAAAGAGAAACCAAAACGCGGAAGUGAAAAAAGCCGCCGGCGUUUUUGCUGCUGCUCAACUUGGGCAAAGGAUGUGCAUUAAUCAGAUAUCAGGAAAUCUGAAACAGCAGCCGAAUGAUUGUUAAUCAAUGCACAAAUCAAUUGUGUAAACAAAAGCCGUGUGUGUGCGUGUGUGCGUGCGUGUGCGUGUGUGUGCUUGCAAUUUGCAUAUCCUUGCAAAUGAAUAAAAUCAAUUUGCAUAUAUUCAAGAAAUAAAUUGUAAAAGUUACAACAACAAAAAAUCAUUUCAACAGGCUGCUGCCCUCCCCCCUCACCCCUCACAGUGCCAUGCAAAUAAAUUAAAUAUUGUUAUUAAUUAUUGUGCCUUGAACUUGUCGGUGACUUGUGACCUAGAGCGUAAGCCCCAAAAGGAAAUUAAACAAAAUAUAAAAAUCUAGCAUAUAAAAGCCUUUCAUUGUGUUGCAUUGAUGCCAACAAAUUCUGCUUAAAUGCAUACGGAUAUUAUAAUUGGUGAUCAGUUUGCCGUCAACAACAACUACUGGGUGAUGCAGUCCCCGGAACUGGAUUAUCGGCACGAGCUGAUGGGACGUCUGCACAAGAUCGAGCCGGCCGACGUGGAACUGGAAGUGCUCGCUGCUGCUGCUGCUGCCUCCAACAACAACAACACGAAUAGUAACAACAACAACAACAACAGCAGCAACGGCAACGGCAGCCAAACGCCCAACAGCAACAACUCGGCGGCAUCUGCGCAUCAUCAUCACCAUCAUCAGUUCCAUCACCACCACCUGCAUUCGCACCACCAUUCACAUGCGCACCACCACCAACACCAUCAUCAGCAUUUGCACCACAGUCUGCAGAGCGGCGAGAGUGGUGCCGCCUUGGAUGCCUGGCAGCUGGCUGCCUCCAGCUAUGCCAGCGACCAGUCCCAGCAGCAGCAGCAGCAUCAACAGCAGCAACAACAACCCGCCGGCUCGCCCAAUUCCAACUCAAAUUCCGCCUAUGGAUGUGCGCCGCUCUACGACGAAGCGCCCUACGAAGUGGCUUUGGGCUAUGGAGCGGGCUCCAGCAACGGGGCGGCGGGCGCGGCAACGGGCAGCGAGAAGGAGUAUUUGUAUGAAACCAAAAACAAAGAGGCUCUCUUCGGCGACCCACUGGACGAUCCGUAUCAGCGACCAGCUCUCUGGGAUGAUAUUGCCACCUCAAUACAGAACAUUGAUCCGGAAAAUGCGCUCAUGCUGAGCGCCAGCACAGUGGCCAAUGGCAGCGACAAUGCGGCAGCGAAUCAGGCGACACAGCAGCAACAGUUGCUGCCACAGGUCAAAAUGGAAGCAAUAGAUGAAACACUGCUCGAAAAUUUCUCGACACCAAUGCUCAGUCCCAUGGAGAUUAAAACUGAAAAGCAGCAGCGACAACAGCAGCAGCAGCAACAACAGCAGCAGCAGCAGCAGCAGCAGCAGCAGCAGCAACAGCAGCAACAGCAACAGCAGCAGCAGCAAUACCAUCAGCAACAACAACAGCAGCAACACUAUCAGCAACAUUAUCAGCAACAGCAGCAACACUUGUACCAGCAUCAUCCUAGCCUCUCGCUGUCCGGGUUGCCACCCGCUGCUGAAGUUGUCGAGCUGCAGCUUCAGCAGCAGCAGCAGCAGCAACAUCAGCAGCAUCUCCACAGCGGCAGCAAUAGUCCCAAGCAGGCAGCCGGCGACAUUAACAACAGCAGCAACAACAACAACAACUCUGCCUCCUAUCAGCAACAAUACGCAUCUCAGCUGAACAGCGCAUCAGGCGCUGGAUAUCUAAACAGUAGCAGCAACAACAGCAGUGCAUCUGGGGGCACCACCAGCAGCGUCGUCACCAGCAGCACCGGCAGCAGCAGCAGCUAUGGCUACAGCUGGCACCACAGCAGUCAGAGCUUUCACACCAAAUACCAAAUACACCCGCCAUCAGCAGUUGCCACUGCGACACCAACCACUGCCACGCCCACAGCUCAACACGUGCUGCAGCAGCAGCAGCAUCAGCAACAACAACAGCUGCAGCUAUGCCCGCCAGCCGCGCCCAGCACACCGUCCGCCACAUCCGCCUCCUCCUCGGGCAGCGCCUCCUCGACGGGUUCCAAUUCGACGCGUCACAUGUUCGUGCCACCGCUGACACCGCCCAGCUCAGAUCCCGGCAGUCCUGGCGCCUCCAUGGUGGCCGCAGCCGCUGCAGUUGCCCAGGCACAGCGGCGUUCCACGCCACCGCCGCCCUAUCAGCAGGGCCAUGGCCUGGCUGGCCUCUGUCCUAGCCUGGUUAAUCCGCCACCCACGCUGCAGCUGCUGGGUGCCGGCACGCCCACCACGCUGACGACACUCACGCCCGCCAAUGCAGCCAGCGCAGUUGGAGCAGUCCAGCAGCCGGCACCGCCGCCACCUCCGCCACCGCCGAGCAGCGGGCGACGCGGCCGGCAUGCGCACCAUCAACCGGGAACGCCGGCGCACAUCGCCAGCCUGAUGAGUGUGCGUACCGUGCGCUACAAUCGGCGCAACAACCCGGAGCUGGAGAAGCGUCGCAUCCAUCACUGUGAUUUUGUGGGUUGUUCCAAGGUCUACACGAAGAGCUCGCAUUUGAAGGCGCAUCAAAGGAUACACACGGGUGAAAAGCCCUACACCUGUCAGUGGCCGGAAUGCGAAUGGCGUUUCGCUCGCUCCGAUGAAUUGACGCGACAUUAUCGCAAACACACCGGCGCCAAGCCCUUCAAGUGCAUCGUCUGCGAGCGAAGCUUUGCGAGAAGCGAUCACCUGGCACUCCAUAUGAAGCGCCACUUGCCGAAGAAUAAGUGAGGCCGUCGUGUCGGCCGGAGCGGCUACCAAUCAACUAUAUCACAAUCCAAAGGACUUUAGUUAAGCUAAAAAGAUACAAAAAUUCGUUUAGUAAAUGGUUACUAUUAAAUAUUAAUAUUAAACCUGAUUACUAAUUAGUUUAAUACAACAAAAUCACAUACACAAGAGCUUUUCACAAUCGAAAUUCAGAGAGCGUAUGGAGUCGGGAGCAGAUCUUACAGCUGAAAGGAUCUGCUCGCUCUUUCUGUCUGUCUCUCUCAACUCAAGCGUUAAAUUAAGUAAAUGAAAUUUCCACCUGCUUAACUACAUAUAAAUGCAAAUUUGAAACUAAGCACACUCCUAACUAAUCAUAACUCUCGUUUAGCUUACACAUUCACAACAAUAUUUAGUUCGUACUGUUCCAAAA
Messenger RNA from Drosophila virilis, 3439 nucleotides. RefSeq names its product dendritic arbor reduction 1 (gene dar1). Gene Ontology annotation, molecular function: DNA-binding transcription factor activity, RNA polymerase II-specific; RNA polymerase II cis-regulatory region sequence-specific DNA binding. Gene Ontology annotation, biological process: regulation of transcription by RNA polymerase II. The record is from RefSeq and is a predicted model, not a curated record. Lineage: Eukaryota; Metazoa; Arthropoda; Insecta; Diptera; Drosophilidae.